AUGCUGACUUUGGAUGAAAUUCUGGGGAUAGUAUACCUUCAACUAACUGGAAUUGGAUGCCUGGGAAACUUAACUCUCCUCAUCCUAAAUAGCUUUAAUUUCUUGACUGCUCAUAAAGUAAAACCAAAAAAUGUAAUUAUCAUCCACUUAGCCUUUUCCAAUGCUAUGGUACUUCUCUUUAGGGGAAUACCUACCAUAACAAGGCUUUGGAAGGUAAAAUGUGUCCUGGACAAGAGUGGGAUUAAAAUCAUAACAUAUAUGCAGACAAUAAGCCGGGGUCUCUCCUUAUACAGCACUUGUCUCUUGAGUGUCUUCCAGGCCAUUACUAUUAGUCCCAACAACUCCAUGUGGGCACAGUUGAAAAUUAAAGCAACAAAGUUCAUCAUUCCAUGCAUUGUUCUAUGCUGGAUCAUUAAUCUACUAUUAGAUAUCCUUAUAUUUCUACAUCAUGAUGGUCCAAAGAACAGCACAGUCAGUAAAUACGGAUGCAACACUGGGUAUAGAGCUCUAGAUAUGUAUAAUAAUAACCAUAUAAAAUUUAAAAUCAUAGCAUGUGUCCAUGAUAUUUUCUUUGCAGGCCUCAUGAUAUCUUCUAGCUUCCAUAUGGUCUUAAUGCUAUACAGACACAAGAGGAAUGUUAAUCAUAUACAUAGUAAUAGCACCUCUACCAAAGUAUCCCCUGAAACGAGGGCAACCCAAACUAUCCUGCUUCUAGUGGCCACCUUUGUUUUGUUUAAUAUAUUCAGUCCCAUUUUUAUUCUGUACAUGUCCUAUUUUAAAUUCACAAACACUUGGAUGAUACAUACAUCAGCCCUUCUCUCUCUUCGUUAUCCAACAGUCAGCCCUUUCAUUCUGAUCAGCAUUAGUAACCAGAUCCCCAGUUUUUGUGCUCACAGAUAA
Messenger RNA from Antechinus flavipes (yellow-footed antechinus), 900 nucleotides. Its product is annotated as vomeronasal type-1 receptor 1-like. The coding region runs from base 1 to 900 and encodes 299 amino acids. Gene Ontology annotation, molecular function: pheromone receptor activity. Gene Ontology annotation, cellular component: membrane. The transcript has a single exon. The record is from RefSeq and is a predicted model, not a curated record. Gene Ontology annotation, biological process: G protein-coupled receptor signaling pathway. Lineage: Eukaryota; Metazoa; Chordata; Mammalia; Dasyuromorphia; Dasyuridae.